UUAUUUCUUAAUGCAACAUCCAAGUACUCAUUAUACACCUCUUGUCAAGAGAUUUUUAUGGGAUUAAGCAACCAUUGAUUUAGUGUUUUUUUAAUUCAAAUUCAAACAUAUUUAAAUUCGAUAUAACUUCGUUUACCCCAUUAGUUAUUUUACGAUUAAGCUCCUGCCCAGCAACAAGUCCAAAAUGUUUUUCUCCCCAAAUCUGCCCAGCACAAUUUAUGGCCUAGACGCUUUGAUGGUUGCUAACUUGGAAAUCCUUUGGAAGCCCCUGUGGAAACCGAGGAUUCAAAGAGUUGUAUACCCAAUUGACAUUCACUUCUUCAAGCAUACUAGUACUGUCCUCUCCCUCCAGCGAUCGUAACGAAUGUUUUUGGUACUUUUCCAACUUUGCACGUGAGCUGUUUGUAUAAAUGCUUAUGAGGAAACUACGAUCCUAAUAACGUUAUGUGCGUUUUCGCAUAUUGGUUUUAUGAUUACGCUUUCUGGUUACUGAGAAACUGAAAAGGAGAAAAAUAAUGAGACGCCAAGUUGUAAGUUUCACGUUGUAGAAGGUUGAAGAACUCUAAGCCAAGUGAGCUUAGUGGUGCAUUGCAUUAGGCACAUUCCAACGCAGACAUUUUGUUUUAUUGCAUCUUAAUUUGCGUCUUGAGUACACCCACAUGCUGUUUUUGCAUUUUUCAUGGUUUCUGAGAGCUACCCAUAUCUGUUUGUGGGCGUGAAUCAUUGUAGUUACCAUUUUGAAAGCCUGCCUAAAGUCAUUUAGACUUAGGAUUUGACUACCCUUGCUUUCUUGCUGCAAGUGCUGACUGUUUACGGUCUGUGGCAGGAGUUUUAAACUACAAUUGAGAAUGCUAAAGAGCAUGAGUGAAGGUAUUCGAGUAUGAACUAUGAAGGCAGUCACUUGUUGCAAAUUUUGUUUCAGGUCAGGUAUGUAUGUAAUCCACCACUUCGAGCACCCCUCAUUGGUUGGACCACUACAAGAAAUGGCCUUUUGUGAAAAAGAACAUUGCGGCCUUCGCUUCUUGUAUUGCUGUCAAUGAUAUAGUCCUGUACACAGUAUUCAAUGUACGAUUAAAGUUAUCACAAAGUGGCUGUUUUCAUGGACUUGUUUGAAUGAGUUAAGAUAUUUGGAAGUAUGCUUGAACUUGACGUUAGAACAACAUGAUUGUAGGCCGAUGUGUGGAUGGUAGGAAUGAUCACUGAAGCUUUUGUUUUCAUGGGCUUAUUUGAAAGAGAGAAGAUAUUUGAUAUGUUGGAAUUUGAUGUUGGAGCACCGUGAUUAUGGGCUGUUGUGUGGAUGGUGGGAAUGAUGAAAGAAGUUUCUUCCCUCUUCUUUCAAAAGAUACGAUGUUCUGUAGGCUUUAAACCAGAUUAUAAAGACUUUGCAGCCACACUUAAAUCUUGUGCGGCUGUCUCAGACGUCAAAUUGGGAAAAGCUCUUCAUAGUCAUGCUGUUAAACUAGGUCAUUACUCCUGCCAAUUUGUUUCCAAGGCACUGCUUAACAUGUAUGCUAAGUGUAAAGCUUUUGACGAUUGCCAGAAAUUGUUCUAUCAAAUAAACCAUUGUGAUGUAGUCAUGUGGAAUAUUGUCUUAUCUGGGUUUUCUGGGUCUCGAAUUCAUGACACUGAGGUGAUGAGGCUGUUUUAUGCAAUGCAUAUAGGCGAGGACCCUAAGCCCAACUCUAUUAGUAUUGCUAUCAUUCUUCCUGUGUGUGCACGUUCAGGAGCAUUGAGUGUUGGGAAGAGUGUGCACUCUUAUGUUAUAAGAUCUGGAUUGGUAUCGGAAACACUGGUAGGAAAUGCUCUGGUAUCCAUGUAUGCCAAAGCUGCAUGUGUAUGUAACGAUGCAUAUGCUGUUUUCCGAGGAAUGGCGGACAAAGAUGUCGUUACGUGGAAUGCAAUGAUUGCAGGAUUUGCAGAGAAUAAGCUCAUGGAUGAUGCAUUUAAUUUGUUUCGUUUGAUGCUGAAAGGACCAAUACAACCUAAUUAUGCGACAAUUGCGAAUAUUCUGCCUGUCUGUGCUUUUUUAGAGGAGAAUAUGGCAUAUCACACUGGGAAAGAAAUCCAUUCUUAUGUGCUGCGACAGACAGAUUUGAUAGCAGAUCUUUCUGUCAUCAAUGCUCUUAUGAGCUUCUACUUGAAAAUUGGACGAGUCAAAGAAGCGGAAUUCUUGUUCCGGCUGAUGAAUGUGAGAGAUUUGGUUUCAUGGAACUCUAUCAUCGCUGGGUAUGCCUCAAAUGGUGAGUGUUUGAAAGCAUUGGAAUCAUUUCUGAAAUUUCUAUCCAUGGAGAUGACUGGACCAGAUUCUGUCACUCUUGUCAGCAUUCUUCCUGCCUGUGCCUCUUUGUAUUAUUUGCAUGUGGGGAAGCAGAUCCAUGGUUAUAUUAUCCAGCAUCCUGGUCAAUGUGACGAUACAGCAGUUGGGAAUGCCCUAAUAAGUUUUUAUGCAAAAUGUAGUGACAUAGAAUCUGCAUUCCGAACUUUUUUAUUGAUUUACAAGAAAGACUUGAUAUCAUGGAAUGCAAUGCUAGAUGCCUUUGCUGAGAGACAGCUUGAAAUUCGGUUUGUUGAGCUUUUACACUGUAUGUUCAGAGAAGGGAUAAGGCCUGACUCCGUUACCAUGUUAAUUAUGAUUCAAUUUUGUGCUACUGCUUGUAAAGUGAAUAAGGUCAAAGAAGUUCAUGGUUUAUCAAUAAGGUCUGGUCUCUUACACAGUGAUAGUGAACCUACUCUUGGAAAUGCAAUAAUUGAUGCGUAUGCAAAAGGUGGCAACAUGGAGUAUGCAUCAGAGAUUUUUGAGAGUUUAUCAGGAAAGAGGAAUGUGGUCACGUGCAACUCAUUGAUCUCAGGAUAUGUCAGUUAUGGUUCACAUGGUGACGCAGAUAUGAUUUUCAGGAGAAUGUCAGAAAGGGAUCUCACCACUUGGAAUCUGAUGGUUAGAGUUUAUGCUGAAAAUGACUGUCCUGCUCAGGCUCUUAGUCUGUUCCAUGAGUUGCAAAAGCAUGGGGUAAAGCCUGAUGCGAUGACUAUAAUGAGCAUUCUUCCUGUUUGUGCUCAAAUGGCCUCAGCCCAUCUGCUGAGGCAGUGCCAUGGAUAUGUGGUUAGGGCAUGUUUCAAGGAUAUUCAUUUGAAGGGAGCUCUAUUAGAUGUCUAUUCAAAAUGUGGAACUAUUGAGUGUGCAUAUAAGCUCUUCCACUCAACUCCUCAUAAAGAUCUGAUUAUGUUUACAGCAAUGGUUGGAGGGUAUGCUAUGCAUGGCAUGGGAGAAGAAGCUCUCAGGAUUUUCUUUCAUAUGCUUGAAUUGCGUAUAAGGCCAGAUCAUGUUAUAAUAACAGCAGUCUUAUCUGCUUGCAGCCAUGCUGGCCUCGUGGAUGAAGGGUUGAGGAUUUUUUAUUCAAUAGAAGAGAUAUAUGGGAUAAAACCAACCAUGGAGCAAUAUGCUUGUGUGGUGGAUCUCCUUUCUCGAGGAGGCCAAGUCAGAGAUGCAUAUUCUUUUGUAGUUGGAAUGCCCAUUGAAGCUAAUGCUAAUAUAUGGGGAACACUACUGGGUGCUUGUAGAACCCACCAUGAUGUAGAAAUGGGAUGUAUCGUGGCUGAUCACCUUUUUAAGGUCAAAAGUGACGAUAUUGGAAACUACAUUGUUAUGUCAAACUUAUAUGCUUCAAAUUCUAAAUGGGAUGGGGUUCUGGAGAUACGGAAGCUGAUGAGGAUGAGAGAUCUGAAAAAGCCUGCUGGAUGCAGUUGGAUUGAAGUGGAAAGAAGAAAAAAUGUAUUUAUGGCUGGAGAUUAUUCUCACCCGCAAAGAAGCAUUAUUUACAGCAUACUUAGUCUCUUGGAUCAACAAAGCAAAGAGUUAUAUCAGUUCUGAGUGAGGUAACCUGUAACAAUUGGCAUUUCAAGUGUCAUGUAAAGCCCACGUGUGGAAUUUCUUCAGAAACAGCCGUUCAAAAAAGAAUUUUCAAGGGCUCCAAAAGGCAGAAUCGUUGUUUGGAUUUGGCUUGGAGAUGCACCAUUCUACUUGCAGAGUCUUACUGAAUUAGUUGCGGUAGUCCUAUAUAAAAUAGAGAGAACUUUGCUCAAGGUCAACUCAAUGACAUGGUUUCUGCUACUUCAAAUUGCAAAGCAGUACACAUGCUCUCAAAUCAAAUAUAACCUUGAAUUCUGCAAGGUAUAAUGAGCAUGUUUUGAGAUUUUUACAUGAUGCAUUUAUGAAGUAGCUGAAAGUAAGUAGUCAAACAGGUUUUGUUCCGUACCCUUUUGUUUUUAUCAAGACUUGAUUGUUGAAAAAUAUGCUUUUAUGAAUAAUCGUCUAAUUUUUAACACAUGUUGGAUACUAAAGUAUGAGUAUUUCAAAUAAUCAAAUUGUGAGGAUGUAGGUUUGAACACGUAUAACUAUUCCAUGCUUGUCAGUCUAUGCCUUCAAACGUCACCACACAGAAAUGGCCUACAUAAUUGCCUUUAUUUUUGUGUAAAUUUGUUUUGUGGUGAGGGAUGUAAGUGGGUUUCUGAUGGCUUUUAUAUAGUUAAAAGUUGUUGCUUGGUUGACCCCACUUUGAAGUUGAGCUUCAUGAUCGUUUUAGGUAUAAAAUUGGUGCCCUUCCUCUUUUGAAAAAUGCUAAAGGCUAAUUCUAGUCACAGCUCUGCAGCUAGUGGAGCACUCCAGUGAGAUAUCAAUACUUUAAAUACUUUGACUAAUUUCUGUUCUAGGCGAUCUGAUAGAACCACCCCAUCAAGGAGAAUGCCUAGCACAUCCAAGGAUAGUAGGAGAAGAAAGAAGAUGAGACAUCUGCGUGUACCCAUGUGGGUAGGAGGGUUUUGACAUUGAGAUGCAUGAUGUGUUUGGACACAACGGGAGAAAAUGUCAAAGAGCUCCUUUGAGAGAUAGAUGAAGAGGAUUACGGAGAGGCAGAAAGCAAUCAAGUAUACUACUUUUUUAAAGUUCAUUAAUGACGUCUAAUAGCAAAUUUAUUCUGAUGGUGAUUGGUAAAUUUGCCAGAGGAUUGUCAGUGGUUGCCAGUCACAGAACAUUCUGACGUAGAUAGGUAGGGAUGGGGCAGAGGAAGAGGAAGAGGAAGAGGGAGAAGACGUGCAUCAGAUGUUGAAACUUCUAGGUCUCAGACAAGCACUGGUGGUUUAAGUUGAGGAGAGUGGAGAGCUCCUUGAACUUCAAAGUCUCAGGGUAAUACUGAUGCUAUAGAGGUGAGUCGCAACCCUACUUAAUUGACAUGGGAAUGUGUUAUUAACAUUCUCAGUAUUUAUGUGCACAUGGAGUUGAUCUGUGACAAAGGGUCUGGGGACAGGCGAACAAUCUAGGGCAUGUUUUAGAAUUAGGUGGGCUCCUCUAAUCUUACUCAAUCCAAUUCCCACAUUCACUUUUUCAUAUAUACAUUACUGUUUCCUGUUCCAUUUUAUAUACUGUCGAAUUGGAAGUAAAGCAAGCUUCUCUGAAGCUGAAAUUCUUUUUUUUUUUUUUUUUUUUUGUGCCAACCUGAAAGUGGGAAAUGAUACUAUUGCUUUGUGCAUUAUUUAUUAGCCUGACAGAUGAUACUGAUGAAACAGUCGUAGUUUUUUGGUGUGUACAGAAAUUUCUUGUACGGCACAUGUUAGGCUGAGAGGUGAUGAUCAUUGGACGUUGUGUUGAAUCUGAGAUUUUCGGUUGUGCACAAACAUCCUGCUCACUGGAAGUGUUUUUUAAUAUGAAUUCUGCAGAUGUUUUUUGUUGUACUGUUAGGCAAUGAGAUGAAGGUGUAUACUGCUUCCA
This is a messenger RNA of Ilex paraguariensis (yerba mate), 5761 nucleotides long. The record is from the annotation of a GenBank genome assembly. NCBI's taxonomy places the organism in Eukaryota, Viridiplantae, Streptophyta, Magnoliopsida, Aquifoliales, Aquifoliaceae.